ACGGGAUGUGAGAGGACCCGUGACGUAUCUUUACGUCGCCUUUACUUUACAACUUUUCGUUGUGCAUAUUUUGGUGUUCGAGUAACGAUAUACACAUUACACACUCCAUGUGCGAGUUAAAGUGCAUUUAUUAUUUUACUUCUGAGUGACGUCUUAUAUACUCGUAAUAUGUGUGUGUAGUGUCACGUUUUGAACUUAUAAACUGGCAGCUAAUAGCGACAAGAUGAGGCUUAUAAGCCGCAGAGAGCUUUUGUAACGAGUGGUGUAGAGUGGAGAAGUUUAGUGUGUGGUGUAUUGUGGUGUAGAGUGGGGAGUGUAGUGUGGCGAAACUAGGUGUGGGAUGUGAUGUGAUGGUGUCUCAAAGGGGGGUGCACGAUGGCGGACGACAAUACGAUCAUCGAGGGCACCGUCAAGUUUCGCGAUGGGAAAAAGUGGAAAUCCCGCUGGUGCGUAAUGCGGAAACUGUCUCCAGUCGCAGACUGCGUACACCUGUUGCUGUACCGCGACGCUCGCGCACUGUGGGGUGGCGCUGCCAGCAAAGCGGCACUGUCGCUGCAGCGUUACGUAGGCUGCGAGACUGGCUUCACCCUCGACAAACAUUCCCAUACGCUGGCACUGCUCUGUGCCGACUUUACGGCUGUGCUGGCCUUCGAGACUCGCGAGCGCCUUAUGCAGUGGCAGGUGAAACUGGCGGCGCAUUUAGGCGACCCGCGCAACUACCUAGUUCUGCUGGGUAGUGGUAAACCGGGGCCCGCUCGACUGCACCUCCAUCGUCGCAGUUGUGCUCUUUCAGUCGGUGUACCACCUCGUUUACUCGGCGUCUGGAACAUCGCACACCUUAGGCGCUAUGGUGUCGUUGAUGGAAGAUUCUGUUUCGAAGGCGGUUCCCACUGUGGCAAGGGGGAGGGGCUACACGUCCUAAUCUCGGACCAUUCGGCAGACAUUUUGAGAGACUUUGAUCUUGCUUCUAGGGGACAGCUCUCACCCAAACGGAGAGCAAGUUCAUCGAAAAAAAAUGACGGUUUUGAAAGCCCGAAGUCUCAAAAAGCUUUUAGAAUGAAUGCCCGGGUCGAGUUAAAUACAAUAGACAGAUCACUUCCUCCGACCGACUUACGAUUGUAUGAAGAUCCGUGUAGCGGUGAAGAGCCUGGAACUAUAUCUCCAUACUGGCCAUUCACUGAAAGGCACUUUGAUGACAUGGGGCUAGGAGACACAUCCUCGGUCAACGAUAUGACGGACGGUAACGAUCCCGCUCCUUGGAGUGCCAACGGACAUGUAAUGUUGGAGAGAUGUAUGAGCUGUAUUUCAAAACUCGGCGCUCUUUCAAGAUCUUCAACUGCUGCAUUGACUCCUGGCGCAAAACACUUUAAUCCCGCUUGGACGAUGGAAGAAAUAGAUGAAUCAAACAAAAAAGACGUUCCGUGUGAGAGGGUUAGGGCUCUAGAAUCCUUAGUGAAUCCUCAAGAUGAAAAUAUAUGUCGUUGUGGAGUGGAACAGAUUCCAGACCGACCUCCAAAACCCACGAAACUAGACUUAAAAUUGACACGAAAACCACCGAUGCCACUGCCCGUCAGAUCUUUUAGUCACGCACAAUUAUCAUCAAUUCAAGAGAACUCUUUAUCUAGUAUAGGACCAUAUGAAAAUUAUGAUGUCCCAAAAAUACAUUCAGCAGAGGUCGAAGGUGAAUAUUAUGAUACACCUAAAAGGCUUAAAGAAUGUUUAAAUAACGAGUUAUUUAAAAUGACAAAAAGUUCUACAAUGAAUACAAUAGUAAUGAAAAAGUCAUGCGGCUGUUUACUUAAAUUUGGAAAAAAAACAAAACAACCAACUGUGAUAGACUCAGACGAAACGUUUCAACAGUCGAGCUGCCCCUGUCAAAAAGUUACAGAUUGGGCCAACAACUGGAUUAAGCUACCCUACUGCAACAAGACUCCCAAGAACCCAGGAAACUUAGUAUCUUUCAAAGAAACAGUAAAACCUACCAUUAUUGACAAAAAUGCAUUGUACGCCACGAUAGAUCUCUCUCAAAAGACAAGAAGAAAAUCGCUUCAACAUGAAUAUUGUAUCCCAAAUAACAUCGAAAAAUCCAAGAGUUUUGAAUAUACUGAAAUCGACGAUGGGCCACUUGCUAACUAUGAGAAUUUGAAUUUUGCUCUAUCUUUAGAACAUUACGAAAACGCUAAAGAACUUCUAAAGAAAGCCGGUGUGACUCAACGUGAACUUGACGCAAUGAGCGCUAAUCUUAAUCGAACAGGCACCGUUAGACCCAAAGAACGAACUAACGAAGAUGAAAUUAUGUGUACGAAGUGCGGAAAUCCUCAAGAAAAAGAGAAACGUAACAAAGGGACUUCGCACGAUGAAUAUUUGAUGAUGGAGCCUAAUACUACUGACAGUAACCAGUUCGAUCAUGAAAAACCAUUGCCAUCCGGGUACACCCCGAUGUCGCCCAUAAGUGGUUUUACUUUUCACACUUUAAAGCAUCCUGCAAAGAACCCAAUCAGUCGAUUGCUGGAUGAAAAGUCCGCUAGUAACCCCACUCUCUGUGGUUCAGAGGAGACCAGGGCCCCGACUGAAGAUAGCGAACGAGUACAGCUUAGAGCGGUCAAAGAGCGUACCGAUUCCCGCAAGCGCUCCAGUUCCGCAGACUCCUCUCGUUUCCUUGAGGACGUUAAAGAGUUCGAGGGUAGCCGCGGGUCAACUUCUUCCAUUGAAACGCUGCGGGACAUCGGUGCAGGUGUUACACCCUGUGAAUGCGCCGCAAAGCACUCGGAUGCGGAUAGUUCGGAGGCUUCCAAGACUAAGGGUACGGUGAUUCCAUCUGGUAGCAACAGGGAUUCGUCUAGCUCCAACGAUUCCGGGGUCUCAUCGUGGUCGCUCCGCGGUGAUGCCUGUACGGCGGGUGAUUUUGAACUUCCAGCAACAACGGCGGCAGCACGACGUCGGUACCGCUCGGCCCGGAGAGCGCACGCUCCACCCCACACGGCCCCUCGCCGCUCGCGCUCCAGCAGCGGGGUGCGCAACUCACCGCCACCCUCGCACAAAUGCUGUUCCGCAGAGGCCGAAGUGCCUGUUCUUACUAAUAAGCCACUAAGAGGCGUAGCGGUGACAGACAGCCGCAGUACGUCCAGCGGCACCUCAGACAUGUCAGACUACAUCGAAACCCUCUCAAUUUGCUCUUCCCACUCGUCUUCCGACACGCCCAUUACCAUGAGGGUCGUCCGGCAUACAACAAGUACGCUGCGGCCGCGUUCGGGCAAGGAGUAUAGCCCGCUGGCUGCGGGCUUGAGGGCCGCCAACCAACCCUACCGACACUUACCCUGAAACAUUCGCAACAGUCUUUCUAUUCUUGUUCAAAAUUUUUCAAGAACCUUAAUUUAAUCGCUAUGCGCUUACAAACGUAAUCUAUCGAAAAAAUUGUAAUUGCAAGGAACAAAGCAUUAAAAAAACGAUUUUGGUUCGAGAUACUUGUAAAUACUAGUUUAAGCUUAAGCUGAUACUUAAUUUAAACUUUGAUUUUUUUCUUUGGUUUUAUACGUACACAAAUCUAAAAUGUAUUUCACGUCAUGCCAUUUUAACUCUACAUAGUACUAUAUUAUUAUUGAUGCCAUAAAACUUUCUAGUCAUAUUAAUAUAUUUUAAAUUCAAUUAUAUUGAAUGAGAUUAUAUAAUUGAAUAUAUUAUAAAACAACCUUCAUUUCUGGGGAAUAUUCCUUUUGUUUAUUAUUUUGGUAGAGAAGGUCCGUCCACUCUCGGUUUGCUGUCUCCGCUAGGACUCAAUUAUAUCGUAUUAUCAUGUAAUUAAUAUAUCAAAUAACACGAUAACCUAAUACCAUGUAAUAUUUCAUUAUCAUUCAGCCGCGGUGCACGCGCCGCUAAUCAGCUCGAACAUACAUACUCGUAAUCUGAACUUAACUAAUCUAGUAUAUUAUCGGCUACGACACGACGAUCUGUUACAUAGGAUAAGGAUAAGAAACUUUUUUUAUUGUAUAAACUUAUAUAAACUUGUACUCUAACUUUUAUCAAAGUCGAAAACGUUUUAUAAAUUAUUGUUAAUAAAGAGAACUAAACGAAUUAUAGAACAGGUACUGUUUACAUAACUAUCCAGUCGUCGGAUCGAUUUCACCAAUUUCCAAUAAUUAUCUUACAUGGAUUGCUUUCUAGUCAUUUGUAAAGUAUUAUACGUACAUACAUAUUUUUAAAAUGAACGGGUCGCACAUUGCAGAGCGGGCGGCCAGAGAGAGAAGGCACCCGCAAUGUAACGGUGUACCGUGUUUACUGUACGCUCGCCGGUAGGCAACUGUUUACAACGAUGCUCGUCUCUUGUUAUAAUGAAAUUUUGAUAUUAAGAGUUUAUUUAUUGUAAGUUAAUUUAUUGUGAAUAAUGCAUUUUCAAGUCUGAAUGUAUGUGUAGUUGAAGUCGAGUCUCGCCUCGCUCUGCGGCCGCCCUCGCGUCAGUACCUAACGAUUCGGCGGCGGAGCGUACGUUCUGUCGUUUAAUCGUGUGAUUCUGAUGAAAAGGUGGGCGCGUUGACUUCGCGGCUCGAUGCAGUUCUUUUUAAGCUACCUUGUUAAGGUUUACAAAUCGUGCGACAAUUAUAAAGUCUCGACUGCAACGAGCCCGGAGUCAGUGUAACUAUAGCAAUAAGCGGUGCAACAAAAGGUAAUCGCGUGUAUAGUAUACAAUGCCGUAAAAUAACUACUAUCAAUGAAUAGUGAUACCGUCGAAUAACAUUACGCGGCGGUUGUUUAGAUUUACGCUAGAAUGAAUUUAUAACUAAAUAAUGUUAACUCGAAUUUCUGAAUAAAAAAAUGAACUGAA
This is a messenger RNA of Pieris napi, 4819 nucleotides long. RefSeq lists its product as uncharacterized. Gene Ontology annotation, biological process: neuromuscular junction development; positive regulation of protein tyrosine kinase activity. Lineage: Eukaryota; Metazoa; Arthropoda; Insecta; Lepidoptera; Pieridae. Gene Ontology annotation, molecular function: protein kinase binding. The coding region runs from base 376 to 3321 and encodes 981 amino acids. The record is from RefSeq and is a predicted model, not a curated record. The transcript is spliced from 9 exons.